Messenger RNA from Protopolystoma xenopodis, 456 nucleotides. The record is from the annotation of a GenBank genome assembly. Lineage: Eukaryota; Metazoa; Platyhelminthes; Monogenea; Polystomatidea; Polystomatidae.
AUGGCGCUUCUCACUGACUAUGUCAGCGAAACGUUUGGGAAUGUACCAAGUCAAUGGUCCAAUACUGGAAAUCACGAAUACUAUGGCAGAGGACACGGGAUCAAAAAUCAGAACGUUGCAUCAGUCACAAAUAAGACCACUCCAGAGGCGCCCUCACGCUCGCUAGAGGCUCUUCGCAAUGCUGUUUCGGCUGCAACCACUUCCUCCCGCGUUGAGCUGUUGCGUGAGCCUCUUGGCCCGACGGAGGAAGAUGCUGUAGGAUUUGCGCCGGAUUGGCGAGAAUCGCUCCGUCUCAGUCUAACAGAGGAUCCAAGACCCUCAGAGCAAGACAAGACAGAGAGUCCUCUUCUCAGCGAUCCAGCCAUUCUUUUAGCUUCUGAGGUUAUGCCAAUUCACGAUUCGACGUUGCUGGCUCUUGAUAACGCCAUUGUAUCAGCCCAAAUCGCCUCUACCUAG